AUGGAAGACUACGCAUUAUUGCUUACUCUUGCAUUCAACAAUCAUGCAAAUACAAAGCGUAAACCUUUGGGCGAGACAAAGCUUCACUCUAAAUCAAGAAGAGAAAAACAUCAAAAGCAGCAACAUAAUCUUUCUUAUAUACCUAAAGGUAUUUUGUUUUUCAUAAAGCUCGUGAGCUCGUGGUUCGUUGCAUUUGCCUCAAAAUCUGAAGCAAAAUUCCCUUGA
Messenger RNA from Clunio marinus, 225 nucleotides. The record is from the annotation of a GenBank genome assembly. NCBI's taxonomy places the organism in Eukaryota, Metazoa, Arthropoda, Insecta, Diptera, Chironomidae.